UACACCCAGUACAGCCUCCACAAUGUUCACCUUCAGCAUCCGUGGGUGAUGGGUUUGGCCAAACACCCUCAAAUCAUGCGAGUGGUCAGAGCCAUCCUGGGCCCCGACGUCAUCCUGCUGGACUCCCGCUUCAUCUGCAAAUACCCAGCACUCAAACCAGCCAACAUCCAGGAGAACGAAGAAGGUGAAACCAACCCCGAUGGGAGUAUUGGAGAGAAUGAACUUCCAUACGUGGCCUGGCAUCAGGAUAUGAGGUACUGGGGUAUUGCUGGCGGCCCUGUUCUCUCUGUGUGGCUCGCUUUCGAUGACUCACUGAAAGAGAACGGAGCCCUUCGGGUCAUCCCAGGCAGCCACUGCUCUGGGAUGUUGCCUCAUCGUCAAGCCAUCCGCCCUGGAAACAUGCUGUCAGUCAACCAGGAAAUCCCAGAGGAGCUGGUGCAGGCUGAUGAAGCUGUGUUUUGCCCUCUCUUGGCUGGGCAGAUGUCU
This is a messenger RNA of Seriola dumerili (greater amberjack), 486 nucleotides long. RefSeq names its product phytanoyl-CoA dioxygenase domain-containing protein 1-like. The record is from RefSeq and is a predicted model, not a curated record. Lineage: Eukaryota; Metazoa; Chordata; Actinopteri; Carangiformes; Carangidae. The transcript has 3 exons. The annotation marks the transcript as partial.